GUGCCUGUCCCUGAGUCCCCAAAAUGGCUCGUCGCAUCAUCUGGGUUACCCUAUUGUUUCGCAAAGCUGGUCGAAUUCAUCAAGCCCAGUCGUGCUUGCACCGGUCAGUGCUACGAGCAUAAAAUCAGGGCUUGUUGCCAUGCCAGCUGCUCCUCCCUUGCAGUCAACAACGUUGGCUAUGGAUUCCUGCCUCCCUCUGCUCGCUGAUUCUCUCUCCCUCCGCUGCUCCCCCGCUGUUUGCUCCGCUGCUCGCCUCUCACCAUGGCGCGGGACGCCGAUCGGCUCGCCGCGAGCGCCGCUGCGUCCGAAUCCUGCACGUCGAGCGCGGAUUUCGCCGAUCUUCCCGCACCCUCGUUCAUAGUAGCUGCCUCGGCUCCCUCGGAUUCGCGAGAUAAUGCGACAUCACGCCAUCUUUCCACUGCCACCGAUUCGGCUCAUGAGGCCGAAAUAAGUCACCUUCCCGAGUCAUCCGACCGUGAUUCAGGGCCCACUUGCGCUGCUGCUGUUUUACCGGACGAAUCAGGCCCUUUGGACGCGUUAUCGGAGCUGGACUCGUGCGACCUUAUAUCGGGUCCGCACUCGGCGCAUCGCCAGCCGCGGCAGCCGCGCAAGCGCGGCGAUGACGGCAAGCUGCUCAUGUCGUGGCGCGCUCCGGACUGGACGCUCCCGCCGCUAACGGCGGACUUAAAUCUCUCCCCCGUCGAGCCGCUGGAGCGCCUCGAGUCGCGCACGCAGUGCCCGGGGUGCGGCAAGUCGCAGCACUACCUCUGCUUCAACUGCCUCCGGGCCUUCACCCCACCCAGCGUCACUCCCCGCCUCGCCCUCCCCUUCCACGCGCACAUUGUCUUCCACCGCACAGAGCGGCCCAGCAUGAGCACGGGCGUGCACGCCGCAGUCCUGGCGCCCGCACACGUGACGCUGCACCGGUGGGCGGACAUAGAGGCGGGGGGUCUGCCGAGGUUCGAUCCGGCGGACACGGUGGUGCUGUUUCCGAGUGGGGAUGCGCGGGAGGUGGGGGAUAUGGGGGCGGAGGAGCGGCGGCGAGUGAAGCGAGUGGUGCUUCUGGAGAGCAAGUGGAAGGGUGCUCCAGCACUGCUCUCGCUCCGCCAGCUGUCCUCUCUCCCGCACAUCCGUCUGCCGGGGUGCAUCCGCUCCGCCUUCUGGCGCUACCACACGCGUGGCGUGGCACCUGAUGCUGUUAGCACCGUGGAAGCGCUCAUGUGGCUCUGCCGCUGCUGGCACGCACGCGCAGGGGAGGGGAGCAGCGUUGCGGAGAGGCAUGGGGGGACCAUGGGGCAGAGAGAAACAGAUGGUGAAGGAGAGAAGGACAGGGAGAGAGAUGGUGCAGGCGACAUUACGAAGGGGGCAAUGCACGGUGGGGUUGGGGGAAGGGUUGAGAGGGGAGCAGCAGGCACUGUCAAGAGGGUCACGAAUGGCAAUGCAAUGGCUGGAUGUGCAGAACUGACAGCAAGCGGUGCAAGCAUUGAAUCCAGCACAUGCUUGGUGGGCAGCAGCAGCUCACUGCAUACUGAUGCUUCGCCGUGUACUGUGGCUGUGAAUGGGGCUUCAUCCGGCAGUGGCCAUGGCCAUGCCGCUGCUUGUGCUGCCUCGAGUGGUAGUGCAGCAGCAGUGUGUGGUGUGGGAGUAGGGGAUGGGGCUGUAGAGAGGCGGCCCAGUGACUGCCACUGCUUUGACGACCUGCUCUGGUUCUUCGCUCACUUCCACCACCGCAUUGCCCAGGAUGCCUGAUGUCUCUAGAUGGAACGGCAUGGGAAGGUGUGGCCCAAGGCAUCUGCUUAGCAGGUCGGGUGAUGUCUUGUGAUGUGGCAUUGUUCCGGCAAUGCAUUGCAUGGGACAUAGCCUCUCGCAUGGCGUGGUAGGUAGUUCCUGUAGUGCUGCUGUCACGCAGGCGUAGAAGCUGACCUGGAAGGAAUCGCUUUCCAUGAGACUCAAAAUGCGG
Closterium sp. NIES-67 is the source of this 1960-nucleotide messenger RNA. The record is from the annotation of a GenBank genome assembly. Lineage: Eukaryota; Viridiplantae; Streptophyta; Zygnematophyceae; Desmidiales; Closteriaceae.